Messenger RNA from Dentiscutata erythropus, 2739 nucleotides. NCBI's taxonomy places the organism in Eukaryota, Fungi, Glomeromycota, Glomeromycetes, Diversisporales, Gigasporaceae. The record is from the annotation of a GenBank genome assembly.
AUGAAAUUAAACAUACAAACAAUUCAUUUCACAAUACUAUCCUUAUUUCUCAUUUUUGCACAUGGAACUAAUUCUAGUCAACCCAGCAAUAAAAGUGACUUAAAAUUCAGUUCAACUACCGUCUCCAAUUCUAACGUACCUAAAGCCAUUUCUACCAACAACAUCAAAUUACUCACUACUGCAAAUGCAAUAACUACAACAACCGCACCUAAAGCCAUUUCUAUCAACAAUAUCAAAUUACUCACUACUGCAAUUGCAAUAACUACAACCAACGCACCUAAAGCCAUUUCUACCAACAAUAUCAAAUUACUCACUACUGCAAAUGCAAUAACUACAACCAACGCGCCUAAAACCAUUUCUACUAACAAUAUCAAGUUACUCACUACUGCAAAUGCAGUAACUACAACCAAGGGCAAAAAAGCCUCCACUCCUGCCAAAGUCAAUGCAAUCACUACGACAAAUACUGCCUCCACUCCUACUAAAGCCAAUGUAAUUGCCAAGACUAAAGCCUCUUCUGUUUUCAAAGUCAAAACAGUCACCAAGAAAAUAGCCUCGACUUCUGCCAAAGUCAAUGCAAUCACUACGACAAAUGCUGCCUCCACUCCCUUCAAAGUCAUUACAACCAUUACGACCAAAGCAAUCGUCAUUGAUAACAUCACCACGGCUGGAAUAACAAGCACAUCUGCAACCAUUGGUCCAAUUAUUGCAGCUAUUACUACCUAUCGAGUUACCUCCACGACUGCAAUAGCUACUCCUACAGAUUCAGCAACCAACACAACUGCAGUAAUUGCAGCUUUCAAUGUAGAUCAAGUUACCUCCACAACUGUAAUACAUACUUCUGCAGAUUCAGCAACUGGCAUAACAGUAAUAGCCGCCAGCACUGAUCCAAUGAUUAUAACCACCACCAAUAACCCAGUUAUUUUUAUGAAAACUACAACUAUCGCAGAUUCAACAACAAGCAUAGCUGUAGUAACCACUACUGAUCUUCCAGUAAUUGCAGCCAUAUCGGUAGAUUCAAUUACUACUACGGCUACACUAACUAAUGCAAAUUCAGUAACAAGCACAACUUCAAUAGCUGCUACUACUGAUUCAGUUGCAGCUACUGCUGCAGUAGCUAAUGCAGGUUCAGCAACUAGUACAACCACAAUAACCACCACCACUAACCCAGUGAUUUCAAUUACUACCAUAUAUCCUAUUGCCACUACAACUGCAAUAUAUUCAAUAAUUAGCACAACUGCAAUAGUCGUCAAUGAUCCAAUAAUCGCUGCUAGCAACACAGAUCCAAUUACUACCACGACUGUAAUAACCACUACUAGUAUAAACACAAUAGCUGCCACCACAAAUCCAGUGAUUGCAGUCACCACCACAGAUUCAGUUACUACUAUGACUAUAUUAGCUAAUACAGAUUCAGCAACUGCAAAAACCACCACUGCUCAUCCAGUAAUCGCAGCCAAAUCUGUACUUUCAGUUAUUACUACGGCUACAACAAGCACAACUUCAAUAGCUGCCACAACUGAUUCAGUUGCAGCUACUGCUGCAAUAGCUAAUGCAGAUUCAGCAACUAGUACAACAACCACAAUAGCCACCACCACAGAUCCAGUUACUACUAUAGCUAAUACAGAUUCAGCAACUACAAUAGUUCCCACCAUUGAUUCAGCAAUUACAGCUACUAACAUUAAUCCAGCUAUCUCCACAACUAAUAUAACACCUUUUGAAACCACUGUUUAUAUUCGUCCAUUUCUUCCAGUAUCUGCAACCAAAGCUUCUGCAAUAGUUAGUACAAGCCCAACUUCAAUAUUCACCAUCAAUCGUCCAGUUCGUCCAGUAUUUCCAGCCACAACUUUUGUAUUAGCUAGUAAAUAUUCAAUAAGUGCAACUUCGAUAGCAGUCACUACUGAUCCGGUAAUUGCAGCCACAGUUGCAGAUUCAUUUACUACUACGACUGCAAUAAUUAAUACAGGUUUAGCAACUAGCACAAUUGCAAUGGUUGCCACAACUAAUUCAAUAAUUACAGUUACCACCAUAGAUCCAGUUACCACUAUGACUACAGUGGCAAAUUCGGAUUCAGCAACUAGCGCAACUGCCACAAUUGAUCCAGUAAUAGCAGCUAUCGCCACUGAUCUAGUCACCUCCACAACUGCUACCGAUACUUCUGCAGAUUCAGUAACUAGCACAACUACAAUGGCCGUCACUACUGAUCCAGUAAUUAUUUUAAUGGCCAAUCCAGAUUCAGGAACGAGUAUAACUUUAGCCACAGCUACAAAUUCAGUUACUACCACGGCAACUGAAAUGGUUGCCACUGCUAAUCCAGUAGUUACAGCUACCACCACAUAUUCAGUUACUACUAUGACUGCAAUGACUAAUACAGAUUCAGCAACUAGCACAACUGCAAUAGCCACCAUCGAGAGAAUUACCAAUAAUGAAGCCACCACUACUACGGCAGCUGCACCAAUUAUCACUCCUUAUUGUUGUAAAUGGGGAGAUCCCGGUUAUGGAUGGUUGCACAGCUAUAGUACAAUGGUAUCUUUUUAUGCUGAAACAUCAUUAGAAUGUUGUAUAGCUUGUCUCAAUAACGAUGAUUGUAUUCAGUGGGUGUUUGACAAUAAUCAUUAUAAUUGUUUGUAUUCAUCCAAGUCUGUAGGAGAUCCUAUAGGUGAUGUCUGUACAUAUCCAGACCCAUUUCUUCACUACUUUGAUGGUGGAAUUAUGAGAUGUUCAUCAACCGGUUGUAUGUCAUAA